This is a messenger RNA of Aureobasidium melanogenum CBS 110374, 804 nucleotides long. RefSeq names its product sopentenyl-diphosphate delta-isomerase-like protein. The record is from RefSeq and is a predicted model, not a curated record. Gene Ontology annotation, biological process: isoprenoid biosynthetic process; isopentenyl diphosphate biosynthetic process. Gene Ontology annotation, molecular function: isopentenyl-diphosphate delta-isomerase activity. Gene Ontology annotation, cellular component: cytoplasm. Lineage: Eukaryota; Fungi; Ascomycota; Dothideomycetes; Dothideales; Saccotheciaceae. The transcript is spliced from 3 exons. The coding region runs from base 1 to 804 and encodes 267 amino acids.
AUGAGCACUACCACUACCACCACUGUCGCUCCCCCAGCGCCCCAAAUCACCGCCGAAAAUAUCCUGCGCCUGUUUCCCCAAAUCAACACCUCCUUGGCCAGCGCCACUUCUGCCACGCAGGACAACGACCUCGUGGGCUACGACGAGGAGCAGAUUCGUCUCAUGGAUGAGGUCUGCAUUGUUCUCGACGAGAAUGAUCUCCCCAUUGGUAGCGCCAGCAAGAAAGUUUGCCACUUGAUGGAGAACAUCGAGAAGGGCUUGCUGCACCGUGCCUUCUCCGUCUUCCUCUUCGACAACAAGAACCGUCUGCUCCUGCAACAGAGAGCCUCCGAGAAGAUCACCUUCCCCGACAUGUGGACCAACACCUGCUGCUCACACCCUCUUGGUGUUCCUGGCGAGACUGGCUCCACUCUCGAGACCGCCAUCAUGGGUGUCAAGCGUGCCGCUCAGCGCAAACUUGACCAAGAGCUUGGAAUCAAGGCACACCAGGUUCCCCUAGACAAAUUUCACUUCCUUACCCGCAUUCACUACGUCGCUCCCAGCGAUGGCAAAUGGGGCGAGCACGAGAUCGACUACAUCCUCUUCAUCAAGACCGACGUCGAUCUCCAGGAGAACCCCAACGAAGUCCAAGCCACCAAAUACGUUACCGAAGACGACCUCAAAACAAUGUUCAAGGACGACUCGCUUCUGUUCACACCGUGGUUCAAGCUCAUCUGCCAGAGCAUGCUCUUCGAGUGGUGGGGAAGCCUCGACCAAGGUCUUGACAAGUACAAGGGCGAGACCGCCAUCAGGCGCAUGCUUUGA